This is a messenger RNA of Botrytis fragariae, 2538 nucleotides long. RefSeq names its product putative mfs multidrug transporter protein. Bases 1 to 2538 code for a protein of 845 amino acids. The transcript is spliced from 12 exons. Lineage: Eukaryota; Fungi; Ascomycota; Leotiomycetes; Helotiales; Sclerotiniaceae. Gene Ontology annotation, biological process: transmembrane transport; mycotoxin biosynthetic process. The record is from RefSeq and is a predicted model, not a curated record. Gene Ontology annotation, molecular function: transmembrane transporter activity.
AUGUUAAAUGUCGAGUGCCGUAUCGACAUAUCGAAGCAUGUGCAGUUGCGCAGGGCUCCGGAUAUUAUGCGAGGAUUGCUCUCUGAGGAAAAAGGCCAUGGUGAUGACGAUAGAAACUGUCCUCAUUGCGGAAAUACAUCUCCCAAGUUAACACCUUCAGGGAGAUUGCGAUCAUGGACCAUGUUGAUCAUGAUAUACGGCAUUGUUGCAGCAUUCACUCUCAUUGGCAUGGCUACACUACUUUCCUCGAGUCGAAAUACCUUCCUCAAACUACCAGAAAUGAAAUCAAGUCAUCGGCCAUCAUUGUGGACUCCCUUUGCAGAUGGGAUUCGGUACGAAAUCGAAACGGCUCCAUCUGAUCUUUGGGCGAAUAAUAUUUACAUGGGAGAGCCAUGCAAUGAAUCAGAACGGGCAUGGAAUAAUCUUAUACAUCCAAAUCGAGGACAUGGUGUUAGGCUUUACCGUGAGGAAGCUGCGAGGCUAGAUAUUAACAAGAGUAUACUUUUACAGGAUAACAACUUUGCUGUCAUUCUUACAGUUCAUCAUAAUCUUCAUUGUCUGAGACGACUCCGACAGUCCUUUUUUCCUGAACAUUACUAUGCCAAUUGGACGGAUGAAGAUCGAGCAGAUGAUAGACAUCAUCAAUUACAUUGUCUCGAAUCUCUUCGAUCAUCCAUGAUCUGUCAACCGGACCUAGCACCGCUCCCCUACUAUUGGUCUGGUAAUAUAAGACAUGAUAUGAACGCAAGUCCGCAAUCCAAACGUGAAUGUGUUAACUGGGGUGUAUUUUCCGAAUACUUGAAGGGGAGAAGUUACAAAAGAAUUGGACAUUCAACUGGAGAGAGCCGGUACUACUCCAUUCACAAAUCGGAAGCUCUCUUCUUGGCCAAGUCAUCCGCACGUCUGUCAAACACAAAGGCAAAGCUUGAAUGUUCGGAAGAGAAAGGAUGUACAAGCUGGUCGUACCAAUCAGGCUUAAUUUUGUUACUUAUCAAAAUGACAUCGGGGUCCCAACUUACACCGUGUACAGACUCCCCUUGCGGAGUACAUGAUACAAGCGCGGAGGUUUCACUUCGUCCUUCCAACGGUGAUGGUUUCCAUUCUUUGGAAAAGGAAAAGCAGAAAUCAGAGCCUCUUGUGACUGGACAUGAUCUCAACAAUGAUAACCCAUCACUCACAGAUUGGGCAAUCGAUCCCCAGAACCCAACAAACUGGUCUUCUAUACGCAAAUGGACGACUAUAAUUCUUCUCGUAGUCACAAACUUCAUAGCAUCAACAUGUACUUCAGCAUUCGAGCCCGCGCUCCCCUCCAUAAUGGCCGAUUUUCACUCUGCCAACGGUUCAAUUGCCUCUCUCACCAUCUCCAUCUACACAAUAGGCUACUGUCUCGGACCUCUUCUCAUCGCUCCUAUAAGUGAAUUAUACGGCCAUGUGACUGUGUUAUAUCCUGGAUACAUCGGCUUUAUGCUAGCUCUAGCUGUCUGUGGUUCGAGCAGGAGUCUUCCUUUAUUUGUGGUGUUCCGUGCUAUUAUGGGUCUUGCGGCCAUCACGUUUGUACUCAUGGGUCCUGCGAUUGUGGCAGAUCUUAUUCCCAGGGAACAAAGAGGAUUGGCGUUGAGUAUUAUGUCUACGGGGCCUGUCGUUUUAGGUCCUGUUAUUGGUGGUUAUAUCGUGGAAAACGCCAGUUGGAGAUGGAUUUUCUACUCAACUUUAAUUGCUUUUGGUGUUUUAUCCUCUCUAUCCCUUGUCAUUCUCAACGAGACGUACGAACCCGUAGUCUUGAAUCGAAAGCAAAAUAAAGGAGGGAAAAGCCUACCCACAAGUCAAAAGAUCACAACUCCCAAAACUCCUCGAGAGACUCUGCAAGCAGCCUGGACCCGUCCCUUUAAAAUGCUCUUCCUCUCACCUAUCGUUCCCUUUGUAGGCUUCUACAGCGCCCUAAGCAACGCCUACGGAAUGGUAUGUUUCGCGACCCUCGGCACCGUCUUUCAAGACAACUACUCCUUUACACCCGGUAAGAGCGGGCUAGCAUAUCUUGGUCUCAUGGUCGGUUUCCUCUUCUGCCAACUAUCCCUUGCCCGAUUUUCCGACCGUCAUAUGCUCAAAAUGGAAGUGAAAAAUAACGACAAGCGCCCGGAAUAUCGUCUGCCACCCAUGUUCAUCGGUGCAUUUCUCCUCCCCAUAGGAUUUUUCUGGUACGGAUGGUCUCUUGAAUAUCAUGCCCAUUGGAUCGUUCCUAUUCUUGGAAGUUCAGUUAUUGCGAUUGGUAUUCUAUUUAGCUAUCUGCCAGUACAGAUGUAUCUUGUAGAUACAUAUACUAUCUAUGCUGCGAGCGCUACUGGAGCAUGCACCAUCAUCCGUUCGAUCUGUUCGACUUUGAUCCCGUUGAGUGCUAAUCCUCUAUAUGUUGAUUUGGGGUAUGGAUGGGGUAACAGUGUCUUGGCGUUCAUUGCGAUAGGAUUUGUGCCAAUUGCUUUGCUAGUGUUGAGAUAUGGGGAGAGAAUUAGAACGAAUCCACGCUUUCAACCGAAGCUCUGA